This is a messenger RNA of Culex pipiens pallens (northern house mosquito), 9045 nucleotides long. RefSeq lists its product as uncharacterized. Gene Ontology annotation, cellular component: cytoplasm. Gene Ontology annotation, molecular function: protein binding. The transcript is spliced from 3 exons. The record is from RefSeq and is a predicted model, not a curated record. NCBI's taxonomy places the organism in Eukaryota, Metazoa, Arthropoda, Insecta, Diptera, Culicidae. Bases 227 to 9001 code for a protein of 2924 amino acids.
UUUUGAGUUGAUUGGACGUGUUUUUUUUUUUGCACUCAUUGGUGUAAAUCCAAGUGAAUUGAUUUGAGAUUAAGUUAUUUGGUAGAGGAUUAUUUGUUAACCACUUCGAAAAGACCAGUUAACCAUUUGAAUUUAAUUGGCGAACCCUUGAUUUUCAUUCAGUGAGUGGUUGUCUGAUCAGUAUCUACAUUGCUAAAAUAAAAGUAAUCUGAUACAAAGAAGAAUAAUGUCAAUCCAAAAGCUUCGUGAUCUGCUGAAUUCCCUAGGAUCCAGUGACUUCUCCGUGGAAUCCUUUGCAAGCUGUUCCAAUGCACUGCUCGACCUUAGUGUAAAAAAUAUCAAACUACCGGAAGACAUCGAAAUUCCGCUGCUCUACAAGCAGCAACGCUUCAUGCUGAGGAACCUCGCCCAAAAUUCGAAACCUGAAGCUGACGGAGAGGAGCUGCUCAGAUCAAUCGACCGGCUUGUGGCAGCGUUCGAACCACUUAAGCUGAAUGCGAAUGACGUACUUAACGUCAAUGACGAAACGCUGCUGAGAAUGAAGCUGAUUUUGGGUGAAUUAUGCUUUCUGAGAAAUAGUGAACGGUUGGCGUUGAUUCCGUUAAAAGAGGUGGCGUUCUGUGUGACGAUGUUCAUUUUGGUGUUCAAGGAAAAGGAAGAAUAUCGUGCAUUUAGGCUAAUACUGAAUAGAGUUAAUGUUACGAAAUUUCUUAGAGCAAUAUUGUCAAGUUUGCAGGAAUUCAAAGUGGAAAAAUUUGAAGCAAAUUCUAACAGAAAAGUGUUCAAAAAGAUUGCAAAAACAUACAAAGUUGUUCACAAGCUAUACAUUUUAAAAAGUGUGCAAAAAGAUAUUUCAUCAGUGACAAAGUGUAGGAAGAAUGAAUGUUUAGAAAUAAUUGCGUUGCAUGGAAUAUUUGACAUUGUUUCCAAAAAUGACGAAUAUUUCCAUUACGUGAAACCAUGUUUUGCAAAUCUUGCACAAUUUGCAAAUCAAUUACCCAUCAUUGAACAUGUAUCAAAACUAUUGAUUAUUUUACACCUUAAAAAGUUCAUCAAUCAUUUCCUUAACAAAGCUAGAAGUUGCAGAACAGUUGAUAAUCUGAAAUCACUUUUUCGCUUCGUUGAAGAUUUAGAUUGUGUACGACUUGACAUGAUCAAAUUACUCGCAGAAUCAUUGGAAUGUUAUGAUGAAAAUGUAAAUACUGAAUUGAAGAUGUUUUUCAAGUGUUUGGAAAAUUUAAAUGCAUCUUUAUUUUAUCGACUGCUUUUUAUUUCCAAAUUAGAACAUGACGUUGAUUAUUUCAUAAACAUUAUCGAUUCAAACUUUAUUCAAUUUGAUGAAAAUAAAAUUCAAAAAAAGUUGACUGGAAACUUCAAACAAAUCAAUCCUGAUAUUAGGUUUGAAACACUUGAAAAUCAAAUUAAUUUUAAAUCAAUUAAAAAUCCAUGGACACGUAUUGAAUCGAUUGUAUCAAGUAUGCAAAACUUGAUCUCCACCUACCAGUUUUCGUCAAUUGAUUUAUUCGCCUCAAAUUACACCAAGAUUCCCAGUGAACUAAGAAUCGCUUUGAGAUAUUUGCUAAAACACUAUUACCAUGCUUUGAAAGAUUUGGGAAUUCACUUUAAAGACCAGUGUUUUGAUCACGAAAAUCUCUGCAAUUGUUUAAAUAUUUUCAACACCAACUUAUUUGACCUGAUUAUAACAUUAGUACUGACAGAAUUAUCGUUAAAGGAAAUAUCUGACAAUAAAAAAUUAAACAAUCUGUUCGAUUUGAAUACCGAUGCAAUGAAACUGAUGCAGACACAUUUGGAAAUCUUGAAAUCGUUAAGAAAUGGUGAUGCCUUGGCGGCAGAUCAAAUGAAAAGAGAAGAUUGGGAAAGAAAAUAUUUAUUGAGCUUGGAACGAACAAAAGGUCCAACCUAUUACUGCUUAGAAACAGUCACGGGUGUAAUUUCAGCAAAAUUUUCUAAAAAUGAUAAUUAUUUAUGUGGACUUUCAACCAACAAAAUUUCUAAAGAUUCAAAACUUUACAUUGCUUUGGUGCUCGAAAAAUACCCGGAAGCACUUACUAUGUGCCCUUCCGAUAUCAGAUCUUAUAACGAGCGAAUGUUUGGUUGGAAUGGCUUAAUUGAUGCUUUGAUUGUUUCGGGAGUAGACAUGACCUCGUGGAAUCAAGAAACUGUAACAAUAGUUGCUGAAAAAUUGUCCAAAUUUGGAAAUAGUCAAUCACUAGAAAAAUUGAGCGAAUUUCAUGCUCUACAAGGCAUCGUAACAAUGGCGAUUUCAACAGGCGAUGAUGAUUUUGUAACAAAAGUAUUUGAAAAGUUUCCUCAAGAAAUCAAUGAACGUAACUUGACGAAAGCAAUUGGAUCGCAUCUGAACAGUGCAGUAUUGUCUAUUUUAAAAGUUCAACCCAAACGUAUGAUCGAAUUUGUCCUAGUUGAAUCAGUACGACUAAAGAAUUAUACACUUUUUGAAAACGUCAUUAAUCUCUUUCCAAAAAUUCUUCCCAGAGCAUUUUUAGCAGCAAUUCUCCACAAUCGACCAAAAAUCAUCAGAAAACUCUUGAAUUACAGUAACGAUUCUUCACUCAUUAACAAAGCCCUCUACACUGCAGUUCAGCAGAAACGAUGGAAAGUUGCAAACAUUCUUUUAAAUGAAGGCCGAGCUGAUCCCAACGUUCGUUUCGACUCCGAAUACACUGAAUAUGGCAUUCCAAUAGUUACAGCCUUCCAAGGUGCUGUUGCCUGUGGAAAGCUGGGCUUUUUGAAAAAGUGCUCAACUGAUGUUGAACUAAAUCGGGACUUGUCCCUCAUCACCCUCGCUGCGUCAUCUGUCUCGCUGGAAUUGAUCAAAUAUUUGGUAAAGUUGGGAUUUAACGCAGCUUACGAACCCGACGUUGUUCCAUGUGUAUUAGAAAUUGGGUAUACCAAAAUUUGGGAAGAUACUUUUGAGUGUUUGACGUUGCGUCCGUGGGAAGGUCCGGACUCAACGCAGACCAGUUUGUACUUUGAAAUCGAGCAGUUGAAAGCUCUUGGACACCUCGAUCAAAUUUUUCACUGUGAAGAGUUUCGAAAAUCUGCUGCUCCAAAAUUGAUGCGACUUGUAGCCAGACGUAUGAAGCUGUACACAACGUUUCAAAAUGAUUUCUGUGUUGAUAAAAUUGAAGCUACCGAUUUAAACGAUCCAACAUUAGCACUACAUAGUUUUCAGAGGCAUUUGAAACAGAAUUGCUCUGAAAUGACUUUGAAGAAAAAUAUAUUAAAUUUUUACUGCAGCAAUCCGCAUGAGUACGUGUUUUGUGAGCUGACAUUCGUUAGCCCUUCUGAAAUUUACAGUGAUGAGAGAGAGGAGAUGACUGAACUGUUGGAAGAAGCUAACGUCACUUGUGAUCUCAUUUUGGAGAAAAUUAAUGGAAAAUUCGAUGAAUCUUUCGAAAAUAUAUUAAAAAUAUUUGAUAUAAAAAUGUAUGAAGGUGACACGCUAUGCUCUAGAUUUAAAGUUUAUCAAUUAAACACUUUAUCUUGUACAGUUGAACUUCAGCCAAAUGUUUUAAAUCUUUCAAUUAAUAACAAACUUUUGAACAUCGAUUGUCGAGCAAUUCUUUUCCAGUUGGCUAUCGGUUCUGGAGAUGUACGCUCACUAGCCCAACUUUUGUGUGAGGACCAGGCCGAAGAAUACGUUGGGCUCAACUCGGAACUGUUCAAAACGGUUGUCGAUUUCGAAGGAAAAGAACAGACUAGCAUGGCUGUGAUGCUGCUCGAAGUUGGUCUCAAAAGCUGGAAUUCGAAAUCGGUGCGUUCAAUAAUAGACUUCGCAAUAUCCAAAGAUUGCUCAAAACUCGCUCAGCUAGUUCUGUCAUCCGACUGCUUUGGACUGACGGCUGAAGAAGAGUUCGAAAAGGUCAUUCAGUACGGUUCAGUUCAGAUUUAUGAACUGUUUCUCAGCACAGUUUCUUACGACAAAACUGAAAUGUUCAAGCAAGUUUGUAAUGCCCUGCAAAGCUUGAGCUGUAAGGAGAUUGAGGUUGAGGUGGAAUUGCAAAUGUUUCUACAAUAUCAACUGGCAAACUUUGGAUUUGAACAUCUUUGCGCUGACCCAAAAACACCGAAAAAUUAUGGAGAAUGGCUAGAGUCCAUCGAUUUCUUGGUUGAGUGGAUUAGCAUUUUAUCAAACAGAGCAGAUGCGAACAGUUAUUUGGGAAUCGAUAACGAAGUCCUGUUUCGUCUCAGGAUGAUUCACAAUCAACUCUACUUGAUCAAAGACAAUGUACAGUUGAGGAAAGUUCCUAUCAGGGAGGUGACCUUUCUGUUGGCUGUUUUCCUAAAAAUAUUCAAAGAAAAAGAAUACGAUAUGUACCGAAUGGUGAUCAACAAACCAUUGUUGAUGAAAUUCUUGACAUCAAUCUCUAUCGAUUUAAAUGCAUUUAGAGACGAAUUCAAAAGAGUAACCUCUGCAAUGAACUCAAUCAUGACAAGUCUGAAUAGUCGGGCUCGUCAAGAUCUGGAACCCGUUUGGACAUCUGAUUCUUCUUUGCCAACCUUAAGUGACAACAUUUGGAACAGGUUGAGUUCGAAAAAGUUCAAAGAUGUCCAUUUUUGUAACAUAAUUGAUGAAGUGUUUUGCACAGAAUUAGUCGAUUUCACAUAUUCACGUAAAUCACGUAGAAUUUUCGCGGAAAUCAAAGAAACUUUUUCCCGUGUCAAACAGAUGUACUCGCUGUGCAAGAUCGCCAAAUCUUUAGAUUUCAAUAAAUCGCUCAUUUUAUCCCAUGAAGAAUCUUCGGAAAUCAGCCAGGACCAAUCGGGGAAAAAGGAAUGCUACGUUACAAUCAUAAAAAGAUUUACUCAGAUUUUCGGAGAAUGCAUUAAAAGCACUUCAAAUACACCCAACAUUUCAAAAGCUAUAAGUAACGUUUUAGAGACAGUUUUGUGGUCUGAGGUUCAGCAAAACAAGACCAUAAGGGAUGUGUCCUGCCACAAGUUUCCCAUGAUAAAGAAAUUCUUGACCGUUCGAGAUCUUUUUGUUUGCUACAUGUAUUUGCCAAAAUACAUGUUGAAUGUCGAAAUUAUAGUAAAAAUUUUGAUCGUCUCCACGUGCUUUGAAUAUUUUCGCUGGCAUUUCAAGUCUUUGCUGCGAUCAUCAUGUUUGAAAACGCUUCAAGAAUUGAUCCGUUUUGUCGGAGACCAAACGGAGUUAGUUAAAUUGCAAGUUAACUUUUUGGAUGAUGUUAGAAAAUUUUGCAUUGACGAUGAAAAAAGUAGAAGUGAAAAGUUGUUGGAAAAUUGUACGCCUGACAUGAGGGACAUUUUUUUGCAAGCUCAAAAACAAGGUGAAAAACGAGCAAAAGUUUUAAACUGCCUUGAAAAAAUGCAAAUCACCAAUUUUUUCUACGAUUAUGAUACCUAUCAAGCUGUAGUAUUUUCCACGUUGAACGUUCGAGUGUGCCAUCGAAUGAUUGAGAUGAAUUUAGAGAAAAGUCGAAUCAGUAAAAAAUCGUUCUUUCAACUUGUAACCGAAAAUUGGUUCUUUUUGAAUUAUGAUGCACCUGAAUUGAUUUCCAGUUAUUUACCAGACUCGAUCAUGGGUGCCAUGGUAACUGCUCAAAAAAUGUUUGAAAUUGAAACUAAGGCAAUGCAGAAGUACUAUUGUAAGGAAGAUGUUGCUCAGAUUUGUGAGUCUUUGCUUGCUGAGAGUGACAUUUCUCUAAAAGAAAGGCUUUCACUAGAAGCUGCACUUUACCACAAACUGGACAAAUUUUAUUUCAAAGAUAUUUUCUUGAUUGAUUCGAAAUUCGAUGCCAUCGACAAAGUUAUGCCCAAGGAAAGGAUCCCAAGGUUCGCGAGUAAAGUACAAAAUAUUAGGACAAAAAAUUUAAAGGAGUUGAAGCAAAUUACCCUAGAUUUGCAGCUUUUAAUCCAGAAUCUUUUGAAAAAACACAACUGUGAAACAAUCAACAAAAUGAUCGCAAACUGGAAAAAUAUUCCCACCGAAAGUAUGUUGGCGUUUGAGUUCUGGAUGCUCGAGCUAAGCGAAAUACUAAUUACAACCAAACAGUUUCAGGACAAUUUCCACACCAUCAAAGGGGAUGUUCAGAUGAUUUGUGGGCGAAACUUCCGAAACUAUCUCGCUCACGAUAGUAUUUCUUAUGAUCUGCUCACCAAUAGUUCACGAAUGAAGGUGCUUGUAAACGCACUGGCGAUGGUCAAUAUUGACUGGAAACUUUUUUGCCACCCUGAAAAGAGGGAUCUGCCGGAGAUUAGAAAUGUGAAAGAGGAAGGAAUCUCAAUCAUUUUGGGGGAGGAUUGUUUAAGGAGGUCAGUAAUUGAGGGAGAUUUUGACUGCUUUACCAACCGAGGUGUUCUACCUCUAGGCAAAUUUUGGACGGCUAUUGGUCCUUAUGGAGGAUUACAAUCGCUAAGCACAAAUGAAUUGGUGAAUUACAACGAAUGUGAGAAAAAUUCAGAUGGCAACAUUUCUAACAUCAAUUUUAAAUUAUAUAACAACAUAAGAAAGGAUAACUUUGAAACUGCUUUAGAAUUGACGAGAAAAGAUUCGUGGAGUUCCUUCUUUGAAUCGUUCAGAUUUCCUGUCAGUAUUUGGAGACCCAUGGGAAGAUUGGUGAAAUUCUUGGGUCGAAAGGGGGACAUUUCCGCCGUUUUCGACCUACUAAAUCACUUUGGUUCCAAAUUAGAAAUCGUACUCAUGCUGGUUGGAAGUCAAGAGUUGAAAACGAUUACACUUACUGUUAAACCGUCACUUCUUUUGUCGUCACAAAUCAGUACAAUCGUUCGGUCUGACUCAUUAAGUGAUUUACAAAAUAUGGAUUUUCUUUUGAGCAGCACCGAAGUAUUGUCACCGAAUGUGUUGAACUUACUUCAAGAAAUGGUUUGUUGCAACAACAUUUUUGCCUUUAAAUUCACGAUUGAAAAUUUUAAAUUCAGUUCCCAUGAAGAUGCUGAAAGAAUAUUAAUCAGUUGCGUGGUAUCAGGCCGAAUCAAAAUGGUUGAAGUUUUUACUGAAAAAUACGCAAACAAUUCUUUCAAUUUAGAUCGAGCGCUUCAGAUGGCAGCUUCGCAUAACAGAGGAACGUUGGUCAAAUAUUUGCAGCUCAAAGGGGCUAAUUUGGUUCAAAUUGAUGAAUUCAGGAAAAUUGGCGUCACAGAUUUUGGAUGUUUGAAGUAUGUGGCGCAAUUUCCAAUAGUUUUGCCCGAAGGAUACCACUUGCAUGUUGAGUUGCCAAAUGUUGGCAAGUUUUCACUUGCGGACAUGGAACUGUUGUUGAAGUCUGGUUACAACAUUAUGCGAAGUCAUCAAUUUUUCCGAUAUGUUUUGAAAUUAGAAGACGAGCGAAUAUUGAGUCUGGUUGAAAACAAAAUUUUUGAUUUUAAAGCUGUGACAUUGUGUGAUGAAAAUAUGAUUGAAUGGCUCCGAGUUGUGCGAGAAUGCAAAGUGUUGAAUUAUUUGACUGCCAAUUUGUUGAUCCAUUGCAUGAAGAACAAGCCAGACUUAUUUGGAAGAAUUUUGGAUCGGAUCAAAAUAUUUGGAACGACUGAUGAAGGAUAUGGCGUUGAAAUAGUUAACCAGUUUGGCAAUGCAGAGUUAGACACAAGUGCUUUGGAUUUAUGUACAGAUGUUGAGAAAUGUUUGGAAAACUCUGAAGAUGUAUAUUUUGAACGUGAAUUUGAAAGGGAACUUGUGUGCAUAGAUUCACACGAAAAUAUUGAAAUGGUAAAAGUUUUGUACAUAAUUUAUGAUAUUCAAGAGUUACCAAAAAUUUCUCAAAACGAACAAAUUGCCUUCUAUAAUGAGCAUUUGACAUUUUAUCAAAUUUAUCAAAAUAUUUUACAAAUUUUGAACGAUCUUGAAGUUUUGGAGAAUGCAACAAUUGUAACAGUUAGGUUUGAAUAUUCAAACAUAUUUUAUCGUGUUCUAAAGAUAUCGUCAAAGACGGUCAUACUAAGAUGUUUAGGAAGAAUGUUCCCAAUCCAGGAAAUGAUAAAUACUAAAGAUCCCAUUGGAAGAACAAUUUUGUUUGACGUGAAAACUUAUAAAAAUUUUAAACUUUUAAUCGAAUGUGGCGCAGAUUUGUCUGUAGUAAAUAAUGAUGAAGAAAGUCCCCUCCCGGGAUACAUUCUGUGGCCCUGGUCUGAACUGGAACCGGUGUUCAAGUAUUGCUUGGAAAAUGGCGUUUGUAACUCCAAAAGAGUCCAUCUGUUCCAUGCCCGAACCCGGUGGAACCUUUCCUUGCUGACCGUGGCAGUUAUAAACGGUGCUGCCGAGGCUGUCCAAUUUUUAAUCACCAACGGGGUAGAUCAAGCGGCUUACGAACUCGGAGGAUUUUUCCCCUUGCUGGCAGCCGUUAGCCUGCAACGAAUUGAUGUCGUGGAAGUUUUGUUGAAUCACAGUCACGAAACUGUCAACUGGUGGCGCAAGGGCUAUUCUUUCACACCUCUACUUCAAGCAGUCACAAGAAAUAACGUAAUUUUGGUGAAAAUGCUGCUCGAUGCUGGAGCAAAUGUGAGUUUUCUGUACAGUGGGUUAACCAUUUUUGGAGUUGCAAUUAAACGUCAGGCUGAUCGAGCCCUGAAAGUGCUGUUGGAGCACAUCAAGCAAAAUAAAUCACACGUCGUAGCGGAUUGCAACACCAAUUCCAGCCCAAUUCAGACCGCUCUGCUCACCGGCAAUGUGGAAAUGUUUCAAAUAGUUUUGGAAUGGGAAAUUGAAGGGUCCGUUGAGAACUUGACCCCAUCAUCGAUAGAAAGAAUGAAGAUUUGUUUCAACGAACCUAGAUCGAAUGGCAAUUCCAUUUAUGCGCUUGCUAAAUUUACGGGGAAUAUUAAAAUCAUCGAUUUUAUUCACAAAUGUGUGGAACGCGGAGAGCAAGUUUUGGGUGAUAGAAUUGAACUAGAUACAAAUGUAAAUUUAGAUAAAAUGGUAGAAUAUACUAUUUCUGCGGUUGAUAUCGGUAAUUUAGUAGAUAAUUGUGAUGUAUUUUAAAAAGACAAUUUUAGAAUUGAUAAAAUAAACACAUCUAAUAAUGA